Paramecium pentaurelia is the source of this 1874-nucleotide messenger RNA. Lineage: Eukaryota; Ciliophora; Oligohymenophorea; Peniculida; Parameciidae. The record is from the annotation of a GenBank genome assembly.
AUGGAUUAAUCAAUAGUGAAACUAAAUACGGAAUGUGAAGAUAUCCAAUAGUCAUUCCUAUCAUCUCCAAGUGAGUACUUCUCGAAUCAAAAAGAUGACUUAGUUGAAAAAUGUCAAUUCUCAUAUAAACUAUUUUGUGAAACCAAUCCCAGAGAUCAAAUUGCUUAAAAGAUUGUUAAUUUCCAAUAAGAAAAACAACAACUGUAAUAUAUCCAAUUUAUAUAGUCUCUAUUUGAUAGAAAAAUUAGAAUAGUACUUCAUUAAAGAUAUAACAACUUUACUUGAGUAUGUUGAGCAAUUAGAAUAAUCAUACAAUACUUUAUACAAUGGAGGAUUCAAAAUUAUUAAUGAACAAUUACUAACAUUCUUUGAUUAUGAGAAAGUGUAAAAACUAAAUGAAACCAUUAAUCUUCUAGAGUAAAGAUGGAAUCUACCAUAAAUUAAAGAAACAGGAAAAUAAUUUGAAAAGGUUUUAGGAUUAUCUAGUUUAAAAUGCAUGUUAGAAGAACAUGUUCGUGAUUAAACGAUGGUACAGUUCUUUUUAUAAAAUUAAAUACAUAAACCACCAGUUGAGUAUUUAUUUUUAAGGAGCAAAGAAGUUGAUAAAUUAAAUGAAUAAGAUGGGAUAUACUUUGGAGAAGUAUUAUAAUAAAUGAAACAUGGAUUUGGAGUUUGUAUAAGAGGUUAAGCAAUUUGGUAAGGUUUUUGGAAACACAAUCAUAUAGUUUGGGGUUAGUACACAUUUGAGGAAAAUGGAUAAAAAAAGAUAAUGUAAGGUUGUUUUAAGGAUGAUAUGCUAGAAGGAGAGGGAAAAUGUAUUGCAUUUAAUGGAGAUACAGUUUAAGGUUAAUUUAGAAGAAGUAGAAUCUAAGGAAGAGGUACUUAUAGAUUUAGCUAUGGUAAUAUGUAAAAUAGAAUUUAUUAUAUUUAGUUAUGAGGGAGAUCUUAAAAAUAAUACAAUUGAUGGAUAAGGUUCUAUGAAAUUUGCAAACGGUGAUUAAUAUGAAGGUGAUUGGAGAAAUCAUUCUAUUUAUGGAAAAGGGAAGUAUACAUAUAAUAAUGGGGAUAUUUAUGAAGGAGACUUUGUAAAUGGAGAUAAAGAAGGAAAAGGUAUUUUAAGAUAUGAAAAUGGUAACUUAUAUGAGGGAGAAUUCAAAAAUAAUAUAAUACAUGGUUAAGGAGUAUUUACAUUUGCAAAUGGAGAUAAGUACAAAAAAUAUCAUUUAUAAAAGAUAUAAAGGAGAAUUUAAAAAUGGACAAAGAGAUGGAAAGGGAAAAUAUGAAUAAGUUAGUGGAGAAUUUUAUGAAGGUUCAUUUGUUAAUGAUAAAAGAGAAGGAUUUGGAAUAUAAAAGUAUUCUAAUGGGGAUAUCUAUGAAGGAUAAUUUAGAAAUGAUAAAAGAGAAGGAUAAGGAAGAUAUAAGUUUGCUAAUGGAAAUGUGUAUUAUUCUAAUUAAAUUUUAGUUAUAUUGGAGACUUUGUAAAUGAUAAAAUUGAAGGUAAAGGAAAAAAGAAAUUUGUUAAUGGUGAUUGUUAUGAAGGGGAAUGGAGUAAUCAACUUUUUAAUGGAAAAGGUUAAUAUAAAUUUGCUAAUGGAAAUACAUAUAUUGGAACUUUUAUAAACAAUAAAAGGGAAGGGCAUGGAAUAUAUAAAUUUGCAAAUGGUAAUACAUAUGAAGGAGAAUACAAAAAUGAUAAAAGAGAUGGCAAAGGAAUAUUUAUUUAUGCAGAUGGAAAUCGAGAGAUUGGAGAAUAUAUCGAAGGUAAACCUUCUGGAGAACAUUAAGUCUAUAAAGGAAGAUAAAGUAGUCCAUUCAAAAUAAAUAAUUAUAAUUCUGGUAAAUUAGAUUCUACAUUUAUUACAAGCAGAUUUUGA